Aaosphaeria arxii CBS 175.79 is the source of this 5523-nucleotide messenger RNA. Its product is annotated as type II DNA topoisomerase. Lineage: Eukaryota; Fungi; Ascomycota; Dothideomycetes; Pleosporales. Gene Ontology annotation, cellular component: nucleus. The record is from RefSeq and is a predicted model, not a curated record. Gene Ontology annotation, molecular function: DNA binding; DNA topoisomerase type II (double strand cut, ATP-hydrolyzing) activity; ATP binding. The transcript has 5 exons. Bases 163 to 5286 code for a protein of 1707 amino acids. Gene Ontology annotation, biological process: DNA topological change; sister chromatid segregation; resolution of meiotic recombination intermediates.
UCAAAACACACCUCACGCCUCCUCUCUCUCUUUUCUCACCCAUAACAACAACCCUUCCUUUCGCUCGAGUCGCAUCAACCCACUGCUGACCUGUUUACUACGCUCUUUUGAUUCUUCUCGUCCUGCGGGACUUCUUUCUUCUAUACUAACCACAGUUUCGCCAUGGACGAUUCGCUGAUGAGCGACGCCUUCGACGACGGUGACAGCUCUGACUUUGCACCACCCGUCAAGGCUGCAAAAGCCACGAAACCAAAGGCCGCUCCCAAGAAGGCUGCCGGACCAGCAAAACCACGCGGAAGGCCAGCCAAAGACCCCUCACAGCCUGCAAAACCGAAAGCGACCAAGGCUAAAGCAGCGCCCAAGAAGAAGAGAAAGGACGACUUUGACGAUGAAAACUCCGACGUCGACAUGAACGAGGAUCCGUUCGACGGCGAGUCCUUGCUCGCAGACACGCCCCCAAAGGCGAAGAAGGCCCCAGCACCGAAGAAAGCAGGCGGCAAACCCCUGGCAGAUAUUGCGAACGAGAGUUUCGGUCUAGAUGGCAUAGAUGAUGAUGAGCCAGUCCCGGCGCCCAAGAAAGCCGCUGGCGGUUCAAGUGGUAAAUAUCAGAUGUUGACGCAUUUGGAACACAUUAUGAAGCGUCCCGACACAUAUAUCGGAUCGGUCGAACCAACUACCGACAAGAUGUGGGUGUAUAACUCGACCACGGAGGCUAUGGAAUUCCGCGACGUGACUUACGUGCCUGGUCUGUACAAGAUCUUCGAUGAGAUUCUUGUCAAUGCCGCGGAUAAUAAGCAGAACGACAAGAACAUGAGCGAAAUUCGCGUUACGGUAGAUAGAGAAUCAGGCGAAAUCUCUGUCAAGAACGAUGGUAGGGGUAUUCCAAUCGAAAUUCACAAGGAACACAACAUCUACGUGCCGGAGAUGAUCUUUGGUCAUCUACUGACAUCUUCCAACUACGACGAUAAUCAGCAGAAGAUUACGGGUGGUCGAAACGGUUAUGGUGCGAAGCUGUGUAACGUUUUCAGUACUGAGUUCACACUCGAAACUGUGGACUCCCGGCAAAAGAAGAAGUACAAACAGACCUGGACCAACAAUAUGAGCAAGAUGGGAAAGGCCAAAAUCACAGACAUCAAAACGGACGAUUACACCAAGGUGUCUUACAAGGCGGAUUUCAGCAAGUUUGGUAUGUCUGGCAUCGAUGACGAUUUCGACGCCCUGGUUCGACGCAGAACCUAUGAUAUGGCUGGUACAUUGCGGGGUAUCAAGGUCUACCUCAAUGGCGAGCGAAUCAAAAUCAAUUCCUUCGCAAAGUACAUGGAAAUGUACACAAAAGCCAUCUCGAAAGAACAAGGAAAGACGGAGGAAGGGGAAGAAAAGGACAAACCAGUCAUCAUUACCGACUCGUUGGAUCGAUGGGAAAUUGGUUUCGCAGUCUCAGACGGCGCGUUCAACCAGGUUUCGUUCGUGAACUCGAUUGCGACCUCCUCCGGUGGUACACACGUAAACUACAUCGCAGACCAGAUUAUCGACAAACUUCUCGCCCAUGUUAACAAGAAGAACAAAGGCGGAGUUAAGUUGAAGCCCGCCCAGAUCAAGAACCACAUCUUCUUGUUUGUGAACUGCCAGAUCGUCAACCCGGCAUUCACAUCGCAGACCAAGGAACAAUUGACAACAAAAUCGUCACAAUUCGGAAGCAAACCUGUCCUGACCGAGAGGUUCUUAAAGAAAGUCGAAGCGACCGAAGUUGUUCAAAACAUCAUGCAUUUUGCGCAGCAGAAGGCUGAUCAAUUGUUGAAGAAGACAGAUGGAAACAAGCGUAGUCGCAUGAGCAAUUCCAAGCUCACCGAUGCAAAUAGAGCUGGCACAAAGGACGGCCACAUGUGCACACUGAUCCUCACUGAAGGAGAUUCUGCUGCUCUGUUAGCACUUGCUGGCCGUGCCGUUGUCAAUCCUGAUCUGUUUGGUGUUUUCCCUCUCCGCGGUAAAGUUCUCAAUGUUCGAGACGCUUCUAUCGAUCAAAUCUCGAAAAAUCAGGAGAUUCAAAACAUCAAGAAGUUCAUCGGUCUUCAGCAUAAGAAAGAGUACACAGACACAAAAGGCUUGCGUUAUGGCCACAUCAUGAUCAUGACCGAUCAAGAUCACGACGGUAGCCAUAUCAAAGGUUUACUCAUCAAUUUCUUGCAGUGCCAAUUCCCAAGCCUGUUGAAGCUUCCCAAAUUCCUACUGGAAUUCAUCACUCCCAUUGUCCGAGUCUGGAAAGGUGAUCCAAAAGACCCGAAACAGAUGAAGAACUUCUUCUCCAUGCCUGAAUGGGAAGAGUGGAAACUUCAACACAAUCUGUCGCAAUGGGAAUACAAGUACUACAAGGGAUUGGGUACUAGUAAUGUCAGCGAUGCCGAAGUUUACUUCAGGGACCUGGAUACGCAUCUGAAGCAUUUCCACACCAUGCAAGCGCACGAAGAAAAGAUGAUCGAGCUCGCUUUCUCGAAGAAAAAGGCCGAUGCGCGAAAAGAAUGGCUACGUGACUUCGUCCCGGGAAAUCAUCUAGAUCUGACGAACGAAGGCAUUACUUACGACGAUUUUGUCAACAAGGAGCUCAUCUUGUUCAGUAUGGCAGAUAACAUGCGUUCUAUUCCAUCAAUCAUUGAUGGAUUCAAACCGGGACAGCGAAAGGUGCUUUAUACCUGUUUCAAAAGGAAUCUCAAGAAGGAUAUCAAGGUCGUGGAUCUUGCUGGUUCCGUAUCCGGAACGACAGACUACGCAUAUGGUGAGGCGUCUAUGCAAGGCACCAUCGUUGGCCUGGCCCAGAAUUUUGUCGGCUCCAACAACAUCAAUUGCCUGGAGCCUAGUGGCAAUUUUGGUUCACGUCUACAGGGUGGUCAAGACGCCGCCAGCGCCAGGUACAUCUACACUAGGUUGUCGCCUUUUGCACGGAGAAUUUUUCAUCCCAAGGAUGACGCCAUCUUGAAAUACGGAGAAUCAGAUGCAAAGAAGGUUGAGCCUGAGACUUACGUACCGAUUCUACCAAUGGUCCUUGUCAAUGGUGCUGACGGUAUCGGAACUGGAUGGAGCACAUCCAUUCCUAACUACAACCCACUUGACAUUGUUGAGAAUCUGAAGAUUCGCAUGCAAGAAGGAAGUUCGAAAGAUGAUAUGAAAUCCAUGAUCCCUUGGUUCAAAGGUUUCACUGGAACCACGGAAGACAUGGGUGGAGAUCGAUUCAAAUUCACUGGAACUAUUCGCCAAACCAGCGACAAUGAAAUCGAGGUCACUGAGUUGCCUGUGCGAUACUGGACCCAGGAUUUCAAGGAGAAGCUGGAAGAAAUCAUUAAGGCUGAGAAGGCUCCAUCUUUCAUCAAGGACUACACGGAGUACAAUACUCCGGAUAAGGUUCAUUUCAUCAUCAAACUGGACGACAAGCACAUGGCAAGUGCUCUUGCGAAAGGACUCGAGGAAGCUUUCAAGCUUGCGAAAACAAUGGCAACCUCGAACUUGGUGGCCUUUGAUUCUCAAGGUCGCAUUCAUAAGUAUCAGACCCCACUUGACAUCAUGGAGGAGUUCUAUCACAUCCGUCUUAAGUACUAUGAGAAGCGAAAGUCUCAUCAACUCAGCGAAUUACAAAAGGAUCUAGACAAGUUGACCAACCAGGCGCGCUUCAUUCAGAUGAUUAUCGACGGAAAGCUCGUGAUUGCCAAAAAGAAGAAGGCCGUUUUGGUCGCGGAGCUUCAAAAACUUGGUUUCAAGCCUUUCCCCAAGGUUAGCGAUGCGAAGAAGGCUGGCGAAGUUGAGGAUGCGGCAGAAGACGAAUCAGAGGGCGAGGGUGAAGCUGGAGCAAACGAUUAUGACUAUCUCUUGGGUAUGGCUAUCUGGUCAUUGACUCAGGAACGAGUAGAGAAGCUGCAGAAACAGAUUGGCGAUAAAGAGGUCGAGAUCGAUGCUCUCAUCAAGUUGUCACCAAAGGACAUUUGGAUGCAAGAUCUUGAUGCCUUUGUUGAGGAAUGGAACUCCGAGAUCGAUCUAGAGUAUAAGCGGGCAAAGAAGCGGGCCAGCAUGGGUCGCCGUGCCUCUAGGAAGCUCGGGAUCGGAGCAGCCAAAGGUGGCAAGAAGAAGAGGAGAAAGAUGGAUGACAGUGAUCUGAGCGACUCUGACUCUGACUUCGGAGGGCCUGCCAAGAAGAAGGUUGCAAAGCCUAAACCGGGUGGCCUCCUAAGCUAUCUGCAAAAGGAGGAGCCGAAGAAGAAGCCUAGUGCUACAGAGGCUCUCAAGAACAUGGGCGGUGCUGCACCGAAGACGAAUGGUCUUCUUAGUUAUUUGACUAAGAAGGAGCCUACCCCAUCGGUAGAUGUCAUGGAGAUUGAUGAGCCUGAGCCUGUCGCAGCUGCCCCAGCACCAGCACCCGAAAAGAAGAGGGGACGCCCUGCCGGUGCUAAGAACGUCAAAAAGCCGACACCUGCUCCCAUCGACUCCGAUGAGGACUCUGACGUCUUCGCUGCCGUAGCAAAGGAGGUGGAGAAGAAGCCAGCGGAACCUGUCAAAUCAUCUCGAACCGCCCGCGUUGCCACCAAGCAGGCCCCGAAGUACACACUUGAUGAUGAUAGCGACAGCGAUGACCUGGGUAACAAUAUUGAUGUCAGCAGCAUGGUGAAGACCAUCGGGGGUGGGGGCAACGAUCGGCCGCUGUUUUCGACUACAGCGCGCCCCGGUAGUGCCGCUGGGCCUUCAAAACUACCGAAUCGUGCAGCAAAGUCAAGCCCCAUCGAGCUUGACGAUGAUGAGACAAACUAUGAGGGUUUGAUGCCACAGGCGUCCCCGAAAAAGCCAGCACCCCGCAACGUCAACGACACAAUGAUGCUCUCCGAUGACGAGGAUGAGUUCGGGUUUAAUGUCAAGAAGCCUUCCGCUAAACCAGCACCCAAAGCGACUCUGAAAGCUUCAAAGACGGCCACCAAGCCCAAGCCUGCUGCCGCUGUGGUAGCUAAGAAGAGCACACAACUGAGCCCAGCGGCAAAGGCUUACGCUUUGAUGAAUGCAAAGUCAUCUACCAAGCCCAUCGCAAAGCCCAAAAAGCCCGUGUCACUUGAUUCCGAUGAGGACAUGGAGGAUGCCGAUGAUCUUGCAAACGAAAUCCUCUCUGAUGACGAGGAGGAUGAGUCCAUCGUCAAGCCCGCUCCUGCUCGCCCAGGCCGCAGGGCUGCUGCGAAGCCUGCGAAGUAUGUCGUGAGUGACGAUGACGACAGUGACGAGGCUUCCGAGGCCGACUUCGAUGAUGAUGACAGCGAUUAAGCAGUCUCUUUCGGUGGCGUUGUUUUAUUCUGGGGUUAGAUAUCCAGGGGUGGGCGUUCGGCACUGAGGGCAGAUUGACGAAUGUGGGUGGGAAACUCACAUUUCACGGCAGUUUUCUUUCAUUGGUCCUUAUUACUGGACCUGUUAUGGGUCUUCGUCAGUUUCGUUGAUUUUUAGGCGUUCUUAACCUGCAACGAUAGGCCAACAUACUUUCAAUGAGACAUGAUAAGUUUGUCC